This is a messenger RNA of Phragmites australis (common reed), 965 nucleotides long. Its product is annotated as casparian strip membrane protein 3-like. The record is from RefSeq and is a predicted model, not a curated record. The coding region runs from base 91 to 672 and encodes 193 amino acids. Lineage: Eukaryota; Viridiplantae; Streptophyta; Magnoliopsida; Poales; Poaceae. The transcript is spliced from 3 exons.
GCUGCGCGCACGCGGCCCUCGCUUGCUCAGACGCUGGCGGGCACACCGCACACGUGACGCCCGCCGUGUUUGAGGAAACGGGCGCCCACGAUGGAGGGCAAAGCCCCGGUGUCCGAGCACGGGGAGACCUCCAAGGCCGCCGUGCCCGAGGUGACCAGCGAGAGCAGGGCGGCCAGCCGCGGGCUGUCCGUGCUCGACCUCAUCCUCCGCUUCGUCGCGGUCGCGGCCACCGUCGGCAGCGCCAUCGCCAUGGGCACCACCAACCAGACGUUGCCCUUCUUCACGCAGUUCCUCCGGUUCAAGGCGCAGUAUAAUGAUCUCCCGGCCUUAACGUUCUUCGUGGUGGUGAACUCGAUCGUUGCAGCGUACUUGGUCCUGUCGAUCCCUCUGUCCAUCGUUCACAUCAUCAGAAGCAGGGCAAAAUACAGUAGGCUGGUCUUGGUCUUCUUUGAUGCGGCAAUGCUGGCGCUGGUGACGUCGGCAGCAUCAGCGGCCGCGGCGAUCGUGUACUUGGCGCACAAGGGCAACGCUAGGGCGAACUGGUUCGCCCUCUGCCAGCAGUUCGACUCCUUCUGCGAGCGCAUCUCCGGCUCCCUCAUCGGUUCCUUCGUGGCCAUGGCCCUGCUCAUUCUGAUCAUACUCCUGUCCGCCGCCGCCCUGGCACGGCGCUAGAUGCCGGCCGUGUGCAGUAUACAUGUGGGUCUUUGUCUAUUGUGCUACUUGUUUGUGAGCUGUCCGUACCGUGCAGUCAUCACAGCUACAUGGCGUACAUGGAGUGGUUCGUGAAAAGGUCGCUUGCUAAGGAUUAGUGUCUGUGUGCAUCGUCUUCCUCGUCAAUGUACCGUUCGAGUUUUCUCUUUAGAUAAAGACUGUUCAAGUUUGGUUUUGCAAAACGUGCACAGGAGGUCCAAAAGGAAAAGCGGUUUUGAAUAGUCAACAAGCCACUAGCGUGGUUAGAGGGCGCU